Drosophila eugracilis is the source of this 4132-nucleotide messenger RNA. RefSeq names its product protein scribble homolog (gene Gp150). The record is from RefSeq and is a predicted model, not a curated record. NCBI's taxonomy places the organism in Eukaryota, Metazoa, Arthropoda, Insecta, Diptera, Drosophilidae. The transcript has 7 exons. The coding region runs from base 178 to 3336 and encodes 1052 amino acids. Gene Ontology annotation, cellular component: extracellular matrix. Gene Ontology annotation, molecular function: protein binding.
GUGCUGAACCCUCAGUUGAGUUUCGAACUUCAACAGGUGUGAAAACGCGCUAGAGUAGAAAGCGAUCCUACGAUCAGUCGAUUCGCGAUUAAAAACCAAUUCUUGGAUUACUCCGCUUCACUUAGAAACCAGUUGUCUGCAAGCAGACCGCUUAUAAGUUUGCCCAUCUACCGGAAAAUGGGUCGCCAGUCGACUUGCAGGCUGGUCCUGCUGCUGGCUUUCAGCGUGGCACUAAUCCACGCCAGCCACUCAAACCCCACCGCGAGCCCUAAGAUUCACUACAUCGGCGAUGAUCUGACGGAAAACGAGCUGAGUUCCGGUGAAGACCAGAGCACUGUCGAGAUCCUGCCCAAAAUCUCCACGCCCAAAGUUAAGGAACUUCCCGUGGAGGUGACCACCAAGAGCCCAGAGAAAAAACCUACUCCCCCAGCCCCUGCGAAGUCUCUUAGCGCGGAUUCCCUGAUGGAUCUGCUGGAGGCUGCCAGGCACAGCCAGGCGCUAGCUGAGGAUCCCCACUUUAACAAGAUGAUCAACGCCACAGUCACCAAUGGAGAUAAGAAUUCCACCGAAAAUGAAGAUAGUGAAUACUAUAGCUACGACGAUGACUACAACUAUUUCGACGACGAAACGGAUACGACUCCAUCGAGUCCCAAGAAGGCCAAGAGCAACCCCAAGCUACAGCCCAUCGUGGAAACCACUUCCUCGAAGCCUAAGAGCAAGACCGCCGAUCAAAAGACUAAAGAAAGUACUAAUGACAUCGAUAGCGACUCGCAAUAUGAUUACGACGAGGACUUAGAUGAAGAUGAGGACGAUGAAGACGAUGAUGCUUCUGACGAUCCCGUGACCGACGAAGAGGAAGUGACAUUUAGCGAGAACGUGCCCUGCCCACGAUUCUGCCAAUGUGCCCGCAAUGUCAACAGCUAUCUGGUGGCCACCUGCAGCAGGCUGGACAUGGGCAUCCAGAAGUUCGGCUCGGAUAUUACGGACUUGGUGGUGACCAACGUGGGUCCUAAAUAUCCCAUCCUGAUGGGUCCCAAUUUCUUCCUGAAUCUGGGACUUAAGAACGUAAACUCGAUCAAGAUUGCCAACUGCACUUUGGAGUACCUGCAUGCCGAUGCUUUCCAUGGACUCAACGAACUGUAUGCUGUUAAUUUGACGGAUGUUGGCUUGGCCAUCAUCAAUCCGGAUACCUUUGUUGAAAACAAGAAGAUGCGCAUGCUGACCAUUUCUGGAAAUGACCUGAGCGUGAUGUCCAGUCUCCACUACCUGUUGAAGUCUUCCAGCAUUGAAGAGUUGGACUUCUCACGCAACAACCUCAUGGAGUUGAACCCCAAGGCAUUCAGCCAGCUCUCCAAUGUCGUCUACAUCAAUCUGAGCCAAAACAGUCUGAAGAAACUGCCCGAAAAGGCGUUCGAGAAGGUUACCCUUCUGGAGGAAUUGGACCUGUCUUACAACUCACUGACUGAGCUGCCUCGUGACAUCUUCAACGGCACCACCCUGUCCAUACUCCACCUCAAGUACAACACCUUCACUGGAGACUUGCACUUCGGCAACAAGGAUCUGCAGCAGCUGGACUUGAGCUUCAACUCCAUUGUCCAGGUCCACCACAGCAUGUUUGACAAGAUGCCUGGAUUAACCAACCUGAACCUCAAGGGCAACGGCAUCAAAAAGAUCCAACCUGACUCAUUCCUUACCCUGAAGAACCUGCGUCACAUCGAUCUUUCGAUCAACGAACUGGACCAGAUCUCUGGAAUGCUGUUCUUCAAGAACUCCGAACUGGAUGUGAUCCGAUUGAAUGAUAAUCCUCGCCUGAGCCAACUGCCCACCGAUGGCUUCUUGAGCUACAGCGGAGAGUUUACUGUCUACUACCUGGAUAUUUCCAACUGUGCUAUCGGUCCUCUGGGUCACAAGGCCUUCUCCACCAUGCCCCAUCUGACCACCUUGAAGUUGGCCUGGAACAACAUUAACCACCUGCCACGUGAGAUCUUCACUGGGCUGCACAAGCUGAUUGACUUGGAUCUGAGCAACAAUCUGAUACCCAAAAUUGACGAUCUGAUAUUCAUGGACAACGGAGAGCUGACUAAGCUUAGUCUGGCUGGUAACCCCAUUAGCCGCUUGUCAGUCCGUUUGUUCCUGCCGCUGCAUCAACUUCGCUCUCUGGAUGUAAACGACUGUGAGCUUACCACCCUGCUCUCCGAUCGCGAAUUGGGAAUGGGUUACAAGAUCUUCGACAGCCUGCGCAGCUUCAACGUCUCCGGAAAUCUGAUCAAGAAGAUCUCCUCAGAGGAUGUGAAGAGCUUCAAGAACCUUCGGUCCUUGGAUAUCACUAACAACCCGCUGAAGUGCACCCGCGAUUUCCAGGACUUCAUCAGCUAUGUAACUCUGCAAAUGCAGAUGACUCCCAGACGUUUACCUGUUUUGGCCAAUCUUGAGGAUGAUGCCACCAUUGUGCAGCUGGAGUCCCAGGCACAGGCCGGUUGGGCCACGUUAGCUCACGAGGUGUGCAAGCAUGCCGAGGGAUCAGAUCUUCUCGAUGAGAAGAAGGCCGACAGCGCUGAGGCCAAGCUGGAGAAACGUCUGAAGGAAAGCGAAAAGAAGUUGGACGAGGACGAAGAGAAGCUAUUGAGUGUCCUGGACAAGAGUGUGCUGGACAAGAGCAGGCUGAGCAGCAUGCAGAAGAUCAUGAAGGGAUCGAUCAAUGCUGAAACCGAGAAACCAGAGGAAGAUAGUGCCGAGGAGAAUCUGAACAACGGAGGUGAGGAUAAGGAGGAGGACAGCAGUGAUUAUGACAGCGAGGAGGACGAUGAAGAUGAUGAGGAUGAUGAUGAUGACAACGACGAUGAUCGCUUCGAGGAGGCUAAGAAGAAUGCCAAGGCCAAGAGCGAGUCUGACAAGAACUUUAACGCAUUUGUGAACAAGGAAGUGAAGCCCGCACUGAAAGACGAAGGUGUGCAGGCGGAGGAUGUGGACAUGUCCGAGGAGACGCGCGAUAGGUUCCUGCUAGAGAAACUCGGCUUCGACAGCGAAAGCGAGGAAUCAGAUGAGUACACUGAGAAGAUGAUCUUCCACGGCCAAAUGUCCUACGACCUGGUUGUCCCAUUGAUUAUCGUGUCGUUCUGCCUUCUGAUGAUCGUGCUGUCCAUCGCCCGUGUGAUCUACGUGGUGUUGCGCAAGCGCGGCGAGCGCUAUCGUAUGGCCCUGCUGGCCUCCAAGAACUCGUUCGUGUACCAGAAGUUGAGCGAGGACAUCGUGAAGCCCACCAGCAAGGAGCAGAAGCAGCCGAAGCACCUGAAGCAGCCCAAGGUGCACCGAUAUGCGCCCAUCAACCAGGUCUAAGUCCACCUAGAAUCAGCAGUUCUGGACCGGACUUCGCGGAAGUCGAACGAGUUGCGCUGUUUUUCUAAUUUAUAAGUUUAUUGAUAGUUGAAAAAGUGGAAAAUCACAUCAGACAACUGACUACACACAAGCACACGAAUGAUAAGAAACAGGAGGAGGAGCAGUAGCUGGCAGUUAAAAGUAUUAGCGAAAGUGCGAGGAAACAAAGCAACAACUGAGAAAUACUUGAAUCCAAAUACAUAAGAGAGAGAGAGUGAAGAAAUCUAUAAAAAAUAUCCUUUAUCCCCGAAGUAUCCUAUCCCGCCCAAUCCUGUCAAUACCAGUCAAAAUGUGGGUUUCAGAAAACGCGUUUGAUUAGCAACCGUUUCGAAAGCAACGGACUUGACCCUUAUCGAACCACUGCCCCACAAACCAUAUCCAAUAUAUCCGCAUCCAUACUUAUUAGAAUUUCGGGAACAUCUUGAAGAUUUAGUGCCAUUUUGCCAAAAUUCAAACCGAGCGAAAAUUACUUAAAAACAUUAGGGUUUCUGAACUGAGUGUCGAGUCAGGAAUGAGAAACGAUAAGCGUAGAGCAGAAAUUAGUAAGGGCUUUAGAUCCGGGUCUGUGUAGCAAACGGUUAGAAGACUCCCUAGAAUGACGUCUGAUUUUUAAUCUGAUCAAGAGAUGAGAGAAAUAAUUAAUGCAUAAACUAUGUUAAGUCUUUUUUAUUACCUUUUUUCCAAUCGAAAUCAAGCAACCGCUUGACUUAUUCGACUUUGAAACCAAUUCCGAAAACAAUAAAUUAUUUUAACCAAA